CAUACAGGAGAGGAAGACAGAAAGACUUCCGUGUACAAACGUUUCAUGUAUUUUCAGGUGAAAUAUGCCCCGUUACUGUGCUGUAAAACUGUGCAAAAACCGUGGCGGAACACCCUCUAAAGAAAACAAGAGACUAAGCUUUUACCCGUUCCCCUUGCAAGAUGAGGCCAGGCUGCAGAUAUGGGUAGACAACAUGAAGCGAGAGGAGUGGACCCCCAGCAGACACCAGUACCUGUGUAGUGAACAUUUCACUGAGGACUGCUUUGACCUGCGAUGGGGGAUCCGAUACCUGAAACACACUGCCAUCCCUACCGUCUUCCCUCACAGACAUGACGAUGAAGAGAAAACAGUUUCCACUAGUAAGAAGAACACCAAGCCCAAAACCAGGAUAUGCGACGCCAACAUUGAACUCAUCCGCUCCCCCUCCCCUCCUGGCAAGAAUAAACCUCUGAUUCUGAGAAGGAGAGUCCGAGUGGAACCAGUCGUGGUGAGUGUCCCUCCUGUCCCGAACCCUGAGGAUGCCAGUGAAUCUACGGUCACUACCCUGUUAUAUGAAAGACAGCUUGUUUCAGACGCAGAGGCCUCUACUCCUAGUGAAAUGGUCCUGGGGGAGGUGAUGCUCUCAGAGACCCAGGCUGCAGUGUGUGAGGUGUCCGGAGAACUGCCUGGAGACAGUGGUGGGAUACUGACAGCCUCUUGCUUGAACCUGUCUGCUGAGACACAGACACUGCAGCAGCUGGAUACACUGGACUCCACGGUGACUGUGCUCUGCUGUGAAUCCGUCGGCCCUGUCGGCCAUUUCUCGGAAUGUGAAGCCACAGUGGACGCCCUCCAGGCGGUCCUCGGUCAGACGUUUAGGAUCUUCCCUCUGGAGCUACGGAGGGAGGAGGGGGUCGGAGACGGAGAGGAGGGCCCCGGGGAGGGGGAACACAUCUCGGUGUACGAGCACUCCUACUCCAAACAGGACACGGACAAGGAACAGCUGUGGAGUAAGAUCGCCAGCCUCCACACCAAGAUCAUGGAGUUGGAUAGGAGAGAGGAAAGCACCAUGGGUAAAAUACGAUCGCUUGAGAGCGAGAUGGCACAUCUGAAGAAGAACAAAAAUUUUUGCAAAGAAAAGCAGAAAGUACUAGAGGACUAUAUUACUUCUGCGUUGCUCUAAUGUCUUAACCGUAGUGCUUUGUUUCCAUUAACAUCUGUGUCUUUUUAAUUAGAUGUUUUUGGUAUAGUUAUUACAGGGUUAUUAGUCUCAAUCACUUGUACUUAUUUAUUACCUGUUUACAUGUUUCACCAAGAGUUAUAUUACGUACUAGUAGUGAGUCCCUUUGUUUCUCAAAGAGCAUUGGCCAAGGCCUGUAAUCUGUUCUCCAUCUUGUUCUAGGCAGGGGAUCCCUGUCCGUCCAUAUGUCCCCACUAGGUGGCACUGUGUCUUUAAGAGCCAGGACCAAUCGGAUAGGCCAUGGCACUAUGCACUACGGUUUCAUGCUUAGAUGUCACUGACAUAAAUUGUAAAUAUUAGUGGUGUAAUUGUGAGCGUUUUAAGGGAAGCGAUAUUAGCUAUAGUUGUGCUACAGAUGGUUGCUUGUUUUAUUCAGUGAUAUAGUAUCGUAGCACAUCUAAAGUGCAGUCAUACAGGUCCUUGCUUUGCUUGUUAUUUAUGUGUAAAAAGGCAUAUGUUUUUCACCAAUGUUUUAU
Coregonus clupeaformis (lake whitefish) is the source of this 1695-nucleotide messenger RNA. RefSeq names its product THAP domain-containing protein 5-like. Gene Ontology annotation, cellular component: nucleus. Bases 65 to 1162 code for a protein of 365 amino acids. Lineage: Eukaryota; Metazoa; Chordata; Actinopteri; Salmoniformes; Salmonidae. The record is from RefSeq and is a predicted model, not a curated record. The transcript is spliced from 3 exons.